Dovyalis caffra is the source of this 807-nucleotide messenger RNA. Lineage: Eukaryota; Viridiplantae; Streptophyta; Magnoliopsida; Malpighiales; Salicaceae. The record is from the annotation of a GenBank genome assembly.
AUGGUCAUAAGGCGAAGCCAUUGUAAUUGUAGGCAGCUUGGCAUUGAUCAGAAAGCCUCAUCGCCACAAGGAAACUACCUUGAUCAAAGAAAAUCAUUAUUUGGCUCAUCAACUGAUUCUGAAUUGCUAGGGUGGUUGAAGCGAGUUGCCUUGGAUCCUUGCACUCCAGAAGUAUUGGUUAGAAAGUUAAGGAACCAAACUCUUACCAUACGAAAAGUUUUGAGCCUGAGCAGUGCUGAAUUUCCUCAACAGAGAAAACGAAAAUUUCAAUUGUUUCCAGGAAGUGGUAAAUUCACGACUACUCUUGAAUUUGCUUCGGAGAGAUUAAAUGAUCAAAAUGCUAAACAAUUGGCUAUUGUACAUUCCUCUUCUACUAGUUUAGUUGAUUCAACUGAAUGUGCUAGUGCCAAAAAAUUUCUAAACUCAUGUAGUUCAUAUAGUAUAUUAACAUCCGACGAUAACUUUCAAAAAAAGGUGCAGUUGUGCUUCAAUUUUGACAAUAAGAAUGAAGGUGCACACUUUAAUCCAUCCAACAACAAUAUUUCUUUCCAAGGUAAUAUGGAUGAAUCAAUUGAUGCUUCACAUUCGGAUUCGAAAAGCUUGGUUAUUGAGGAUGCAUCCUCAAUCUCGAUGGAUUCUAACGAGUUGCUUCCUCUCAUUAAGGGGAGUCCGGUCAUUCGACGCGUGCUCGGUGGUGGAGCUAUGAUGGCGGAAAAAGGGAAUGCACAGAAACUAAAAUCUCUCCUUGGCUUUGUGAAGGCACAACUCCAGAAAGAAACAGACAAAUACCAGAAAAGAAUGGAAUAA